This is a messenger RNA of Cavenderia fasciculata, 96 nucleotides long. RefSeq lists its product as uncharacterized. The record is from RefSeq and is a predicted model, not a curated record. NCBI's taxonomy places the organism in Eukaryota, Evosea, Eumycetozoa, Acytosteliales, Cavenderiaceae. The transcript has a single exon. The coding region runs from base 1 to 96 and encodes 31 amino acids.
AUGGGAUAUACUCAAAGACGUCUCUCUCAAAAUAAUGAGUACAAAAAAGAAUCCUAUCUUUUAAAGAAAAUUUGUCCUUGUGGUAAACAAACCUAA